This is a messenger RNA of Amphiprion ocellaris (clown anemonefish), 5861 nucleotides long. It is a transcript of the gene ctr9, whose product is annotated as CTR9 homolog, Paf1/RNA polymerase II complex component. The record is from RefSeq and is a predicted model, not a curated record. Bases 115 to 3603 code for a protein of 1162 amino acids. Gene Ontology annotation, biological process: regulation of DNA-templated transcription. Gene Ontology annotation, cellular component: Cdc73/Paf1 complex. The transcript has 23 exons. NCBI's taxonomy places the organism in Eukaryota, Metazoa, Chordata, Actinopteri, Pomacentridae. Gene Ontology annotation, molecular function: RNA polymerase II complex binding.
CGUGUGUUUGUGUCUUGUCGGAAGCAUGAAGUAGCUACCAACAGGCAGCGGACGGGAGUUUUUGUAUCUUUUAUUUUGUGAAUUCAACUUCAAGCGGGCUUCUCCUGAUUCAAGAUGUCACGGGGCUCCAUUGAGAUCCCUCUACGGGACACAGAUGAGGUUAUUGAGCUCGACUUUGACCAGCUGCCAGAGGGAGACGAGGUCAUCAGUAUCUUAAAGCAGGAACACACACAGCUGCACAUCUGGAUUGCUUUGGCGUUGGAGUACUACAAACAGGGCAAAACAGAGGAUUUUGUCAAGCUUUUAGAGGCAGCACGUAUUGAUGGAAACCUCGACUACAGAGACCAUGAAAAGGACCAGAUGACCUGUCUGGACACACUGGCAGCUUACUAUGUCCAACAAGCACGUAAAGAGAAAAACAAAGAUGCCAAGAAGGAGCUCAUCACACAGGCCACUCUGCUCUAUACUAUGGCCGAUAAGAUCAUCAUGUAUGAUCAGAACCAUCUGUUGGGUCGAGCCUGUUUCUGCCUGCUGGAAGGAGACAAGAUGGACCAGGCCGAUGCUCAGUUCCACUUUGUCCUCAAUCAGUCCACCAAUAACAUCCCUGCUUUGCUUGGUAAGGCCUGCAUCUCCUUCAAUAAAAAGGAUUACAGAGGAGCACUGGCAUACUACAAAAAGGCUCUGCGAACAAACCCUGGCUGUCCAGCUGAGGUAAGGCUAGGGAUGGGCCACUGUUUUGUCAAACUCAACAAACUGGAGAAGGCUCGUUUGGCUUUCGGUCGAGCGCUAGAGCUUAAUUCAAAGUGCGUGGGAGCGCUUGUUGGUUUGGCAGUUUUAGAGCUCAACAAUAAAGAGGCGGACUCCAUCAAGAACGGAGUGCAGCUCUUGUCACGGGCUUACACCAUCGACCCCAGCAACCCCAUGGUGCUCAACCAUCUCGCCAACCAUUUCUUCUUCAAAAAGGACUACAGUAAAGUGCAGCAUCUCGCCCUUCACGCUUUCCAUAACACAGAAGUCGAGGCCAUGCAGGCUGAGAGCUGCUAUCAGUUAGCUCGCUCAUUUCAUGUGCAGGAGGACUAUGAUCAAGCAUUUCAGUAUUACUACCAGGCCACUCAGUUUGCUUCGUCCACCUUUGUGCUGCCCUUUUUUGGUCUGGGACAGAUGUAUGUGUAUCGAAGAGACAAAGAAAACGCAGCACAGUGCUUUGAAAAGGUUCUGAAGGCCUACCCCAAUAACUAUGAAACUAUGAAAAUCCUGGGUUCCCUCUAUGCAACAUCUGACGAUCAGGAAAAGAGAGAUAUUGCAAAAGGCCACUUGAAGAAGGUAACAGAGCAAUACCCAGAUGAUGUGGAGGCAUGGAUCGAGCUGGCUCAGAUCCUGGAACAAACUGACAUCCAAGGAGCUCUGUCUGCUUACGGCACAGCAACCCGAAUCCUGCAGGAGAAGGUGCAGGCAGACGUUCCCCCUGAGAUCCUCAACAACCUGGGGGCUCUGCACUUCAGGCUGGGCAACCUGGGGGAAGCCAAGAAAUAUUUUCUAGCAUCUCUGGACCGAGCCAAAGCUGAAGGAGAGCAUGACGAGCAUUACUACAAUGCCAUUUCUGUCACCACCUCCUACAAUCUGGCCCGUCUGUACGAGGCUAUGUGUGAAUUCCACGAAGCUGAGAAACUCUACAAAAACAUCCUCAGGGAGCAUCCUAACUAUGUGGACUGUUAUUUGCGUCUUGGAGCGAUGGCUCGUGACAAAGGAAACUUCUACGAAGCCUCUGACUGGUUCAAAGAAGCCCUGCAGAUUAAUCAGGAUCACCCAGAUGCCUGGUCCCUGAUUGGAAACCUUCACUUGGCCAAGCAGGAAUGGGGACCUGGUCAAAAGAAGUUUGAGCGCAUCCUGAAGCAGCCGUCCACGCAGAACGACACCUACUCCAUGCUGGCUCUGGGUAACGUGUGGCUGCAGACUCUGCAUCAGCCCACCAGAGAUCGGGAAAAGGAAAAGAGACACCAGGAUCGUGCCCUGGCCAUAUACAAACAAGUCCUGCGAAAUGAUGCCAAGAAUCUCUAUGCUGCCAAUGGCAUCGGUGCCGUCCUUGCCCACAAGGGCUAUUUCAGAGAGGCGCGUGAUGUGUUUGCUCAAGUGAGGGAGGCCACAGCAGACAUCAGUGAUGUCUGGUUAAAUCUGGCUCACAUCUACGUGGAGCAGAAGCAGUACAUCAGCGCUGUGCAGAUGUAUGAGAACUGCCUGAAGAAAUUUUACAAAUAUCAGAACACGGAGGUGCUGCUGUACCUCGCAAGAGCACUCUUCAAAUGUGGAAAACUCCAAGAGUGCAAACAGAUGCUGCUGAAGGCCCGCCACGUGGCACCCAGUGACACGGUGCUGAUGUUCAAUGUGGCCCUGGUGCUGCAGAGACUGGCCACUCUAGUGCUGAAAGAUGAGAAGAGUAACCUGAAGGCUGUGCUCAGUGCUGUCAAAGAGCUCGAGUUGGCUCACAGGUAUUUCAGCUACCUCAGCAAGGCCGGAGACAAGAUGAGGUUUGACCUCGCUCUUGCUGCGUCUGAGGCCAGGCAGUGCUCUGACCUGCUGAGUCAGGCUCAGUACCACGUUGCAAGAGCCAGGAAACAAGAUGAAGAGGAGAAGGAACUUCGGGCCAAACAAGAACAGGAGAGGGACCUGCUGCGCCAACAGUUGCUAAAAGAACAGGAGGAAAAGCGGAACAAAGAAGCAGAAGAACAGAAGAAGCUCCUGGAGCAGAGAGCUUUGUAUGUGGAGAAGACCAAGAACCUGCUCACCUUCGCAGAGGGAUCAAAGGAAAUGGCCAAAGAAAAGAAGAAGUCUGGUGGUGGUGGUGGAGGAGGUCGGCGUAAGAAAGGUGGCGACAUGGAUGAGUUUGUUAACGACGACUCUGACGAGGACCUGCCAGUGAAGAAGAAGAAGAAAAGAAAGGGCGGCAGUGGCAGUGAACAAGAGGAGGGUGAGGAUGGAGAGAAGAAGAAAAAGAAGAGGAGGAGACCAAUUAAAGGAGGAGAUGAAGACAGUGAUGAUGAGGAAGGAGCAUCACGACCCAAGAAGCAGCGUAAACCCAAAGAGGGACGCAAAAAGAUUGAAAAGCCCCAGCCUGAGCGUAUGCCACCGUCCCUUAAAGGAAAGAUCAAGUCUAAGGCGAUCAUCUCGUCUUCUGAGUCCUCUUCAGAUGAGGAUGGAUUGAAAAUAGCUGAGGACAGACAACAACGAGACAGCGGUUCAGGCUCCGACGAUGAGGGCGGCCACAGGAAGCGCAUCGCAUCAGACAGCGACUCCGAUGGCGGUAGGAACCGAUCAGGCAGCGAGGCGGGCAGCCCUCGGCGCUCUGGAGGCUCAGAGGAUGAUGAGUCGGGCAGCGACCGUCCAGUGAAGAAGAGGAGGGUGCAGUCCGACUCGGAGCAGUCAGACAACGAGAGCAAGAGGAGUCGGUCGGGAUCAGACGAUGAGUCGAGGGCUGGUUCGCCCGUCGCAGCGUCAGACCGAGGGUCCGACAGGGGCUCUGAAGCAGGAUCAGACAACGAGGGCUCCCCGCGCCGCUCUGCUUCAGAACAGGAAGGCUCCAACAACGAGGAUGACGACAGCGAUUAAACUGUCAAAUCACUCGCAAAGACUCAUGUAAUACUGAGAAAACUCCUCACUUAUACAUUUUUAUUUUCUAUUAAAAGCACGGAUAUCAGCCUGUGUAAUUACUUUAGUCUAGAAAAAUGUCUUUUUGUAUGUGAGUGUGGGGCAGGGGUACAGCAUUAUGGUCUAUUGGUCAUAUCUUACUGGAAAUGUCUUUUCACAGAUACUGCGCUUCUUUGGAGAUGUUUAGUUAAACAUAGAUGAAAUGAUGCAGUUAUAUAAAAAAAAGCACACACAAACUAUUUUGUAUCUCAGAUGGUUAGAUGAGACAGUGACCUGAAACUGGGAUGAUACGUCAAUGAAAUGUCAAAUAAAAAAAAAAAAAAAAAACAGCAAAGAAUUGUGUAAGACUGCUUCAUUCUGGUCCUAUGUCACACUAAUGUUGACCUAACAAAUACUUUAAACUUUGUUGCUUCUAAUAAGCUGGAAGUAAACAAACAAAAAAAAAAAACUGAUAAGAUGCGGGUGGACUGCUCUACUACAUGAUAAAUUUGUGGUUGGAAAAUCGUGUCCUGUGACUCAAAUCUCCCAAGCUGAAUUUUCGCUUUGACUACACAAACGUAUCAGUUACACUUUUUUUUUUCAAACUUUUUUAGAUGGAAAACAAGGCUUUUAACAAUUAACAGACCCACAACAUAUGUACUCUCAACAAAAAAAAAUCUCAGACUGACAACAUAAGACACCUGUAUCUCCACCAUGCUAGUAUCAGGUAAUUUAAAGGCUUGAUAAUGCAGCUAGUUAUUUGAAUCUAAACCCAAAAUUUGUGAUUUUUGACAUAUUGCAUAUCACUGUACCGACAGGUCACGUGGACAAGAUAAAUUUAUAUUAAACAGGUUGAAAUAAAGCAACAGCAUUUAUUUAGUUGUGGAAGCCGGCAUAGCUGGGCUACAUCCCAUAUUAGAACCAUCUGUAAUGAGCAACAUACAGCCUUAAAUUAAGUCAUCUCAUCUUGUACAUCUUAACAAGGUCAAGAUGAUCCACCCCAAAUGACCCCAGUUUUCACAAACAAGUCUUUAAACAGAAAACUGUGGGGGGAAAAAAUCUUCAAGACACAAAAAUGAACUGUUAAACUUUAUUUCAAGGUCUGAUCUGUAGUUGUACACUCAACUUCUUGCACUCGACGUUACAGUGACACUCCAGAAGAAGGUGUAAAUGUACACAUACAGUACAUUCUUUGUAAUUUCAUGAAGAUAAAAAGACCAUUUAAGAACUUGACAAAUAUGGCAAACAGACGUAAAAUUUCCACGAGUGGUGAACAACCGUAGCAAAGCAAACUAAGCUUUGGCUGUCUCAAUGUAAAAACCGAGACAUUCAAGUAUAGUCCGAGAUACAUUAGAGGUAUAUCCAUAUGAAUUGAUAAAUAAAAAAAAAAGAAAAAAAAAAAGGCCACACAGAAUCAUUCCUAACAGCGCUAAACGUUUUAUACUUAAAAACAAGCUCUUGAUUCAUCAAACUUAAUGUGGGUAACUGAAAUCAUUGUGCGAGUAAAAUAGGUCACUACGGUUAUGGACAUAAUCAAAUCCGGAUUAAAAUUUUUCAGACAAAUGGCCUAUUUUCAAGCACAAAGUAACCAUUAUAAUCAUGGCAGCCAACAACUGCAACUCAAGAUUGUUUUAAAGAAUCAAGGAAAGAAUAUUUUACUAUUGCAACGACUCAUGAUGUUCAGCAAAGUGCAUCUAAAAACUGAUUAACAAAUGUAGAUAAAACAAGGAGAGAAGUCUCUUUGCAUCAUGUUAGAGUCUUUUCUCUUUUGUAAACAGUUUUUAAGUAAAUAGUUAUGGCAGCACUUGGUGACUCCUACCAGAUGUCAGAAAGGUGAUAAAAUGGGUCAAGUUCUGGUGCUGGUGCUUUUUUUUCCCCCCUGCCAAACGCUGCCUACUCUUAAAGGAAACAUAACCCAAGAUAAUUGAAAUGUAUAAAACAUCUGCUGUAGGAAAUCAAACAGGAUAGAAAAUGAGAAUAAAGCAUAAAUAUAAUAAGAUUGUGGUGAUUCUGUCUUGAUCGGGCAAAACAUUUCAUAGUGGAAUGAAUUGUAACAGCGGUUACAAGAAGAGAAGGAAAGCGAUAGAAGGAAGGGACACAUGAAUACAAAAAAAAAUGAAAAAAAUAAAUCACUCAUUGCAUCCUGAUAACACAUGGCUUUGGCCUGUUUCUCAGUAAUCUUCAUCCUCUGACUCCUCUUCCUCUGCAGUCUCCAGCCAGGUCAGCCACUGGUUCACCUG